AAUUCUCUUUUACUUCUUGUUUUACAGUCAAACCAAAGCCAUGGAACUACCGGACUACCUCAUCCGGUUCUAUGCCAAGGACGAGCAAUUGCUGAUGGAAAAUACCGAAGACAGCCAGAGGGAAUUCAUUUUAGAACUAUAUUCGAAAUCCAAGGUCACCGUUGAGGAUCUGCAGCGUAAUCACACCCCCGAUGAGGUGAGAGAGUUGUGUGUUCGUACAAAAUUACGCGUCAACAUGACAUACCUCAACUCGGUGUGGGACGCCAAAAAGCUGCUGAACAAGACGAAUUGUCUGGACAAUCUUUCGGAGAGCUCCAUCAAUAGAGAACUCGUCAAGUGUGUGCACAGCAAAAUGGUGCAGACAUACACGGACGAAGAUGUAGCCGAUUCCAAUCUCGUAGCCAAAAGCGUGCUAAAAAAGGAUAACAACAUUCGUCUAGAUCGUUGGAAGCGUCAGCGUGAGUGCCUAGCCCCGAGGGCUAUAGACUCCCCACAGGAUAUCUCUGAGUCGUCUUCGCACGUCUUAAGCCGACCAGUUUCAUUGGAAAUGGAAGCGGAUAAUACCAAUGAAUGCUAUAAGGAAUCAACUUUCAAAUACCAUCAGAAAUGCGUCACCCCUGAGGAGCUGCAGAGGAAGUACACCCCCGAUGAGGUGAGAGAGUUGUGUGUGCGUACAAAAUUACGCGUCAACAUGACAUACCUCAACUCGGUGUGGGACGCCAAAAAGCUGCUGAACAAGACGAAUUGUCUGGACAAUCUUUCGGAGAGCUCCAUCAAUAGAGAACUCGUCAAGUGUGUGCACAGCAAAAUGGUGCAGACAUAC
Molecule: messenger RNA, 823 nt
Organism: Drosophila obscura
Lineage: Eukaryota; Metazoa; Arthropoda; Insecta; Diptera; Drosophilidae
Product: telomere-binding protein cav-like
Exons: 4
Source: RefSeq, a predicted model, not a curated record